Meriones unguiculatus (Mongolian gerbil) is the source of this 3999-nucleotide messenger RNA. RefSeq names its product exostosin like glycosyltransferase 1 (gene Extl1). The transcript has 11 exons. The coding region runs from base 891 to 2864 and encodes 657 amino acids. Gene Ontology annotation, cellular component: membrane. The record is from RefSeq and is a predicted model, not a curated record. Gene Ontology annotation, molecular function: glycosyltransferase activity. Lineage: Eukaryota; Metazoa; Chordata; Mammalia; Rodentia; Muridae.
UAGGAAAGAGAUCUGGACCCAGCCGAAGCCUGCUGGAGUGAGAGACCUGGAGCUGCCGGCUGCGCUUCGGGGCCAGGAGCAGGAACUGGAGCGUAGGUGUCGGCCUCUGCCCUUUGACAGCUCCCAGCCGAAGGGUGCAGGGCAGCUGCCCGGGUCAGGGACCAUAGCAGAGGGAGAGAAGACCAGCACCCCGGCAUCCUCUCAUUCCAGGCAGCCCGGGCAGCAGGCAUGGGCUGCACCGGAGCUCUAACUUCAGCCGGCCCCGGUGGCCCACAUGGGCACAAGGUCUAUUUUUAGCUCUGCCACAGAAGGCCAGCCACCAAGCACAGGGAUAGCCAGGGUAUUUCAGGGGCAGAGGGAAGAGUGGGAGAGACCAAUCCUGCUUCCUUCCACAUCACCCUCGGCCGUCCCCACCCCCAUGAACCCAGACUAGUUCCCCAUGGUCUGGCAGACAGCCUGCCUCUGGGGCAAGGGUAAGGUCAGGGGCUUUUGCAGCCCUGAGGGCAGAUGGACAAGGUCUUGCGGUCCGGACAACGGUUGCAUCAGCCCAAGCAGUGGCCCAGGGCAGAGGGCCCUGAUGAGAGAGGGCAAGGUUAGGUUGGCUUGGUUGUGGAAAGGCAGAGAAAUCGAUGUGAGAGUGGGAAGGCGAGUUCAGAACGCCAGAGCCUCCCUGGGCCUCCCGCGAGGGGUCAGUCCCACAGGUGGCCAACGAUAACGCCGGCGGGCCGAACUCUCCAGGGGUCCGCAGUCUCGCCUUCCGCAGCAGCACCGUGAGAGAGCGGGACCAGAAAGCUGAUUCCCCCAGCUGCUCUCUCCUGCCUGGGGUUCCCACCUUCCCCACUUGCUACGAAGUUUCCAACUUCCUUCUAGCCCUGGCUGUGGGUGGCCACAUGCCGCUGUGGAGAAGAAAGUGCUUCUGGCUGGCGCUGUCAGUCUUCUGGCUCCUCCUCGUUCUCCUGGGAGUCUUCCCCCUUCGCCGAGCAGUGCCACCGGGUCGUCUACCGGGGCGCUCCCAGGGCUGGCCCCGCUGGCUGGACGCUGCCUUCCUGCAGAGUUUCUCCCAGUCUGAGACGCACCCAGAGGUCCCAGAGCUUCCUCGUGCUCCCCGGGGGAGCGGCUGCACCUGGGGAGCCUGCUUCGACCCCUCCAGAUGUCAGGGAGAUGUCCUCAGGAUCUUCGUGCACACCCCGGCUGGCGGGAGCGCCGCGGAGGAGGCUCACCGCCGGGUCCUGGACUCCCUGCGGGGCUCGCGCUACUACGCCCCCAGCGCGGCCGAGGCUUGCCUCUUCCUCCUGCUCCCCAGCCGGGACGGCCGCGGAGCGUGCGGGCCUCUGCCUCCGAGCUGGGACGGAGGCCGCAACCACCUGGUCCUCAGUCUCCGCCCGGCCCCCUGCACCAGGCUGGGACUGGCGAUGGUAGCCGAGGCCAGCCCCUCCUCCGACAUCUUCCGCUCGGGCUUCGACGUCGCGCUUCCAGAUCUCCCUGAGGCUCACCCACUGCUAGGUGGGGCCCCCGGCCGGCUGCCCCGGCACAGCCCCCAGCCUGGGGCUCCCUUCCUGGCGGUAGCAGAGGAGGGGGGCAGGUGGCGCGCCGCAGGCGCCCACGCCUCAGCCUGCCCCUGGGACAGACGCUGUGAGCAAGACCCCGGACCCCACCAGACCUACCCAGGAGACACGCUACCCAACGCCACCUUCUGCCUCAUCCCUGGCCACCGAGCUGCUACCUCCUGCUUCCUCCAAGCCCUUCAGGCCGGCUGUAUCCCUGUGCUCCUCAGCCCUCGCUGGGAGCUGCCUUUCUCUGAAGUCAUCGACUGGACCAAGGCAGCCAUCAUUGCUGACGAGAGGCUCCCGCUGCAGGUGCUGGCUGCCCUCCGUGAGAUGCUCCCUUCGCGGGUUCUCGCCCUGCGCCAGCAGACCCAGUUCCUGUGGACCGCUUACUUCUCCUCAGUGGAAAAAGUCAUCCAUACCACCCUAGAGAUCAUCCAGGACCGGAUCCGGGGUGCAUCCGCUCACCCGUCGCUGAUGUGGAACAGCCCCCCGGGGGCACUCCUAGCCCUGCCCACGUUUUCCACGAGCCUACAAGACUUCCCCUUUUAUCACCUGCAACAGGGCACCAGCCCUGAGAGCAGUUUCAGCGCCUUGAUCUGGGUGGAGGCCUCUGGAGAGCCCCUCCUGAAGCUCAUCCAGGAGGUAGCAGGUUCCCGGCACUGUGCCCAGAUCCUGAUCCUCUGGAGCAGUGAGAAGCCACCCCCUGACAGGUGGCCCAAGACAGCGGUGCCCUUGACGGUCAUUGAGGGCCACAGGAAGGUCAGCGACCGCUUCUUCCCAUACAGCAGCAUCAACACCAAUGUGGUCCUCAGCCUUGAUGCCCACAGCAUUCUUUCUACCAGUGAGGUGGAUUUUGCCUUUGUGGUGUGGCAGAGCUUUCCUGAGCGGCUCGUGGGCUUUCUGACAUGCAGCCACUUCUGGGAUGAGGCCCGGGGUGGCUGGGGCUACAGUACUGAGAUGGCCAACGAAUUCUCCAUGGUCCUCAACACGGCUGCCUUCUACCACAGAUACUACCACACUCUCUUCACCUCCCUGCCUAAGUCCCUGAGGACCAUAGCAGACGAGACUCCCAGCUGCGCGGACGUCCUGAUGAACUUCCUGGUAGCAGCCGUCACCAAGCUGCCCCCUAUCAAGGUUGCUGGGGGCCCACGGCCCGGGCCGGAGCCGCAGCCCCCGGCUCAGGACUGCGUCAACCGUUUGGCAGCAGGGUUCGGCCAUAUGCCGCUGGUUUCCUCUCGAGUGCGUCUGGACCCGGUGCUGUUCAAGGACCCGGUGUCCGUGCAACGCAAGAAGUACCGCAGUUUGGAGAAGCCCUAGGCGAGGCGCUGGACAGAAGAGAACCCGUCCAGGAGGGGAAAAGCUGUGUCCUGGUUGGCCAAUCACGGCAGAGCCCCAGGGGGCAGUGGCGGCACCGCGACCACAAGCUGAUCCGGUUCCCUGAAAAGCCUUCCUCUGCAUCUCUGCCUGACCCGCAUGCCCACUCACCUCCGUGGCGGCCUCGAAGGCCUUGCACGGUUCACGCCGAGUGGGCCUGGGAGCUCAGGAGGGCGGCUUCUGCCCUCCGCUCUUUGGAAUAUUUGACCAAUAGCUGCAAGAGUAUCAGCUGGAUGCCCUCGUGGAGGAACACAGGCGGAAGGGGACGUGCACGAGACAAACUCUGCUCCUUAUUCUGGAGCGAAGAAAACAGACAUCCGCGGGCACCAGAGUUGCCAGGCUCAGUCAAACGUGAGCGAAGAGGCCAGGAGCCCGGAAUAACCAGAGGGUUGGGUGCUGCGAGCCAGGCGCACGCACCGCACGCUGGUCUCCGGGGUGACCAGCCGCGCUGGACUACCAGCCCGGACCACUAGAGGUCAGCUGCUGCACGCUGUCCCUCCAGAGGUUGGCUUUGCUGUCUUGAGUUUUUGUUGUUGUUUUUCUAGACAGAGUUUCUCCGUGUAGUCCUGGCACGCACUCUGUAGACCAGGCUAGCCUUGAACUCACUCCUACUGCCUCUGCCUCCCGGGUGCUGGGAUUAAAGGCGUGCACCGCCACCCCUGGCUCUUUCUUGAUUGGAGGAGGGGGGAAGGGCGGUAGAGAUCUGACUCUGUAACCCAGGCUGGUCUGGAACUCCCAGCUCGUGUCUCAGCUUCCCCAGUGUUACAGAGUUACAGGCGUGAGCCACAGUGCCAGACCGAAUGGAGUUAGAGACUACGGAGAAGAGGGCAGGCUGAGAAGUGGAGGGGCCCUGGUGUGUGCAGCUCCCCGGUCUAAAAACGCGGGAGGAAUAAAGAUGACAGAAGUCCACUUUGGCCUGCGCACUCGGAGCUGGGGCUGGUCUCGCGGAGGAGGGCCGUCCUCAGCGUCCUGUAGGUGAGAGUGGAGCUGGGGGAGGGGACGCUGCCUUUCCUGGGUUCAUCCACCUGGAACUGGAAUUAUCGCUUCCGAAAUAAAGCACGUGUCCUUGCCCACUCAC